AUGAAUACAAUUAAACAAAUAAAUCAAAUAAAUCAAAAAGAAUUAAUUUCAAAUACAUCAUAUAAAUCAUCAUGGCAUUAUGAUUAUCGUGAUACAAAUUAUUUAUAUAUUGGUAAUAUUCCAUUUAAUUUAACUGAAAAAGAUAUAAUUAAAAUAUUUAGUCAAUAUGGAAUUCCAACUCAUAUUAAUUUAAUUAAAGAUAAAGAUAAAGAUAAAGAUAAAGAUAAACAAGAAACUGAGAAGAAAUAUCAUAGAGGAUUUGGAUUUUUAAAAUAUUCUAAUUUUAAAAGUUGUAUAUUAGCUAUUGAUAAUUUUAAUGGAAUAAAAUUAGGUGAUCGAUAUUUAAAAGUUGAUCAUAAUUAUUAUAAAUUACGUAAUGAUGAAAAUGAAGAUGAUUAUUUGAUUGAUUAUAAUAAUGAGAUUAUGAUGAAAGUUAAUGAAGAAGAAGAAGAAUUGAUUGAAAAUAAUAAAGAAAUUAAAUUAAUUAAAGGGAAAGGGGAAGAUAAACAAGAGAAGGAUGAAGAGAAGGAUGAAUUUAAAGAUCCAAUGGCUCAAUUUUUAACAAAGAAAGAAGCGAAAGAAGAAGAAGAAGAAAAAGUAGAUGAUGAUUUUAAAGAUCCUAUGGAACAAUUUAUCAAAGAUAAAAAGGCAAAAAAUCAUAAACAUAAAUCAUCUCAUCGAUCUUCUGGUCGAUCAUCUCAUAGACAUAGAUCAUCUCAUCAUCAUCAAUACAAAUCAAAAGAUCGUGAAAAAAAGUCCUACAAGAUAAAAUAA
Molecule: messenger RNA, 774 nt
Organism: Candida dubliniensis CD36
Lineage: Eukaryota; Fungi; Ascomycota; Pichiomycetes; Serinales; Debaryomycetaceae
Product: U2 snRNP complex subunit
Exons: 1
Coding region: 1-774 (257 amino acids)
Biological process (GO): mRNA splicing, via spliceosome
Cellular component (GO): catalytic step 2 spliceosome; precatalytic spliceosome; U2 snRNP
Molecular function (GO): RNA binding
Source: RefSeq, a predicted model, not a curated record